AUGACUGCAAAGUUUAUUAUUGCUGCUGCCCUGGUGGCCAUGGCCCUCGGCCGCCCAGAGGACACUCCAGGUUAUGAUUAUUCAGCCCCUUCUUCGAAUGCCAAGUACGACUUCAACUACGCUGUUAAAGACGACUACUCCAGUAACGACUUCGGUCACCAGGAGGAUCGCGAUGGUUAUGGUGCCCAGGGUUCCUACUACGUCCUCCUUCCGGACGGUCGUCUGCAGAAGGUCACCUACUCCGUCAACGGCGACUCCGGUUUCGUGGCCGAGGUCAGCUACGAGGGAGAGGCCCAGUACCCCGCUGAACAGCCUUCCUACAAACCAACUCCUUCUUAUGCCUAA
Molecule: messenger RNA, 345 nt
Organism: Penaeus chinensis
Lineage: Eukaryota; Metazoa; Arthropoda; Malacostraca; Decapoda; Penaeidae
Product: cuticle protein 19-like
Exons: 2
Coding region: 1-345 (114 amino acids)
Cellular component (GO): extracellular matrix
Source: RefSeq, a predicted model, not a curated record